CUCUGUCUCUCUCUCUGUCUCUCUCUGUCUCUCUCUCUGUCUCUCUCUCUGUCUCUCUCUGUCUCUCUGAGUAGAAGACUGCCAUUGGAGCAGGCCUGCCCUGGGGGGCUGUGUUCAGUUAUGUCUCAUACCAGGGGAGAGGAUAUCUCUUAGAGGCUUGAUUCUCUCUCUCUCCCUCCUCUCUCUGAGUAGAUGAUGCCCAUUGGAGCAGGCCUGGCCUGGGGGGCUGCUUGUUCCCUGUGCGGGGCUGUGUCCUCAGGGUUGACCACCCUCCGGUCCUGGGCAGAGGGGAGCCUGGAGGAUACUUCACCCAGAGCCUAAUCUACACAGCCAGUCCUCCACACACAGGUUACGGAGCCGACAAAGACCUAAAUGUGAGAGGAGAUAUCAAGAGUCCAGAUGUAGCUUUUGCCUGCUUCAAUGUGUCCUGGGAGGACAUGGUGUUUGGGAGGCAGUGCCAUGUCUUUCUGACCGGACUCAUCCUGGACUCCAUAAGACUGGAGGACUCCAAGGACUGCACUCUCAAGAUAACCAACCUGGUCUAUUUCCUCUGGACAGGACAGGUGAAAGCUGAGGACUUUGUCUCUGAGCUGCUCAGAGUCAUUUGUUCUGAGAGACGGGAGAAGAGCAGAGAGCAGCAGCUCCUGCAGUGGUUGGAGUUCUCCCUUCCUCUUGCCCAGCGCUACUCUGACUGUCUGGAGCAGCUGGACAGAGGACACUGUCGUACAGUCUGUCUGUUUCCUUAAGACUACAGACACAGUGUUCCCCCCCCCACCUCAACACAGUAAGACAGACUACAGACCCAGUGUCCCCCCCACCUCAACACAGUAAGACAGACUACAGACCCAGUGUUCCCCCCACCUCAACACAGUAAGACAGACUACAGACACAGUGUCCCCCCCCACCUCAACACAGUAAGACAGACUACAGACCCAG
Molecule: messenger RNA, 936 nt
Organism: Oncorhynchus masou masou (cherry salmon)
Lineage: Eukaryota; Metazoa; Chordata; Actinopteri; Salmoniformes; Salmonidae
Product: BTB/POZ domain-containing protein KCTD19-like
Exons: 5
Coding region: 438-746 (102 amino acids)
Biological process (GO): DNA-templated transcription
Source: RefSeq, a predicted model, not a curated record